Mercenaria mercenaria is the source of this 5478-nucleotide messenger RNA. RefSeq lists its product as uncharacterized. Gene Ontology annotation, biological process: nucleobase-containing compound metabolic process. Gene Ontology annotation, cellular component: cytoplasm. The record is from RefSeq and is a predicted model, not a curated record. Gene Ontology annotation, molecular function: AMP kinase activity; ATP binding. Lineage: Eukaryota; Metazoa; Mollusca; Bivalvia; Venerida; Veneridae.
AUGUUUGUUGUCCUUAGCUACAGAGCAAAUUGAAACGGUGCACAAUUUUCUGCAGCUGUAUUUAGCUAACCAGCAAAAUUUCACACCAAGACCCCACGUACAUCCGAUGCCGUAGUGGCAAGAUGACGACAGAAGAUGCGAAAACCUAUCUCUCUAAGCGUGAUAUUCCACGCUUGUUUGAGAGUCUUAUGACUGGUCUAAUGUACCACAGACCACAGGAUCAUAUCAAGUACCUGAUAGAUUGCCUACAAAAAGUUCAUGACAAGGGUCAAGCUGACAUUACUUGGAGUUCUUUUGUUGACAUUCGUCGGACAAAGACCCCACUUCCUCCAAUCACAAAUGGAACAGCUAGACCAUCUUCAAAGGGAUCAAGGCCUACAUCAAGAACAAAAACUCCAAAAGAUGAAGAAAUACUAACACUGAAUAUGGGAAACAUUGAAGAGUCACUUAACAGAGUUAUUGCUCAUGAAAGAGUUAACUCUCCUGUUCAGAGUGGAGCUAUGCAGGGAAGAGUUAACUCCCCUGUUCAGAGUGGAGCUAUACAGGGAAGAUCACCUGGUAUAACACAUAAUAAACCAGAACAGGAUAUUCAAGCAAGCUCAGUUCCUUUGACAGAGGAGAAGACACCCAGAGAGAAAACCUCCUCGCCGCUCCCUGCCAUACCUACAUCAACAGCCCCAGAGAAAGUCAGUUUACCCGACAUACCUGUUGUUAUUGUCAUGGGACCUCCUGGAUCAGGGAAGGAUAGCCAGGUUGAUAAAUUGUUGACGCGGUACCCUGGAUGGCAUCAUCUGAAAGUUGGCAAGCUUAUAAAGGAAGAGAUACAGCGCCACGGUGAGGCUCAUACCAAGUGGAAAAUGACCAGAGAUCUGCUGAGCAGAGGGGAAGUAGCACCAGAGGAAGUAACAAUUGAGGCAUUGUUGGAAGGAAUAAAGAAAGCAUCAUCAGCUAAGGGCAUUGUUAUCACUGGUUACCCAAGAAACAUGCAGCAAGUCGGAGAUUACGCCAGAUUUGUAUCACGAAUUGAUGUUGUGUUCAUGAUAGACUGCGAUGAGUCUAAAGCUAUGGAUAAAUUGCUACGCAAGGGACGUACAUCUAACAAACCAGAACAUUCUAUGUCAGCUGUCACAACCAAAAUGAACUAUUUCAAAGCAAAUUCACUACCAUCAGCUAAGUUCUAUGAUGACCAGGGUAAACUUGUUAUUGUUGAGGGAGAUGCAGAUGAUGAACAGGUUCAGUACAAGUUUGGUCAGGCAUUUGAUAAACUCUUCUUCAAACAGCAUGGCUCACAUCCACAACAGGCAGCACCACCUAAAUCUGCAGGGUCAAAUGUACCAGAACCAGCAACAUACAGUAAGAGGUAUGAGGAUGAGAGUAAGGAUGGUAAGAAGGAGGACAGUUUUGUGGAUGAUGGAGAGGAGAAACCAAUGUUUACUGGGCCGGUUCCCCUACCUCCAGUAAUCUCAGAGCAAGAUACAGGCAGGAAACCAGACCUUCCAACAUGUCCUAUUAUCUUUGUAGCAGGAGGCCCUGGUAGUGGUAAAGGUACGCAGUGUCAGAGAAUUGUUAAGAGAUAUCCUGGUUUUGUUCAUUUAUCAAUGGGUGACAUUAUCAGAACAGAGAUUUCAACAAAAGGCACAGCGGAUGAUAAGUGGGGCAUGAUCUCAACUCUUGUAUCGAAAGGAGAAAUGGCUCCUGAGGAAGUGACCAUAGAUUUACUGAAAGAACAGCUUAAAAAGAACAGUUCAGCUAAAGCUUUUAUCAUAGAAGGUUUUCCAAGGGAUAAAAGUCAAGUAGAAGCUUUUAAUAAACAUAUCGGAGGCCUAAAUUUUGUGAUAUUAUUUGACUGUGAGGAAUACUACAUGCAGACACGGUUACUUAAGCGUGGCCGGGAGAGCGGCAGGGUUGACGACAAUCCAUCUGCCAUAGCAAGCAGGCUUAACUUCUACAAAUAUAAUACUUUACCAGUAAUGAAACAUUUUGAUGAUGAAGGAAAGUUAGUUGUGAGAAACAUUGCAGAUCUGGAUGCAGAUCGUGACAUGGAGACAAUGUUCUAUGAUAUCAGUCAGAUGUUUGAUUUUGCCUUCUUUGGUAGAAAGCCUGGAGAUGAGGUUAAAACUCUAGAUGAAAAACAAAAAGCAGCAUUGCUGAUAAAAGCCAGUAUCCAAGGACGUACUAUAAGAAAUAAACAAAAAUCAAAUAAACCACCACAAACUGAUGAUGAUAAGUUAAAAGCGAAAGGGGAAGUUAUGACAGAAGUAAAGGCAAACAAACUUGACGAUGAAAUGGCAAAAGCUGCACUAAGAAUAAAAGCUGCAUUUGAAGGAGGCAAAAAAAGACAACAAAAAGUUCUGAGGCAGGGAGCCAGUUAUUCUGGCAAAUAUGACUCUUCAGAAAGACAGCCUGGUAAAUCUGAAACAAAAAUGAAAUCGGAGGAAAUGACAAGAGCUGCUGAUCAAAUUACUGCAGCAUUUGCUGGAUAUAGAAAAAGGGUUAACGGAGCAGAGAAGAAAAGAGCUGUGAACCAGGACAAGAAAGAAGACACUCAAGCCUUGAAAAAUGUCCGUGUUGUGUUUGUUAUAGGAGGCCCUGGCAGUGGUAAGGGAACACAGUGUGAACGUAUAGUGGAGAAAUAUGGAUUUACCCACCUGUCGUCUGGUGAUCUGCUCCGUGCAGAGGUUGCUUCCGGUUCUGCACGAGGCAAGGAACUUACCGCCAUCAUGGAGAAAGGAGAACUUGUACCUCUGGACACAGUUUUGCAGCUGCUGAAGGAGGCUAUGUUGGCGAAAGCUUCUACGAGUAAAGGGUUUUUGAUUGACGGGUAUCCCCGUGAGUUGGAGCAAGGAACACGAUUUGAGAAAGAGGUUAGUGGUAAAAGUCGUUUCGCGUUAAAUUUCGAUGUUUCUAAACAGCUAUGACGAAGGCUCUGGAGGGGAACUAGGCGUGUCGAUGACAAUGAGGAGACCAUCAAGAAGAGAUUGAAGACUUUCCACGAUAUCACUAAACCGGUUGUAGAAUUCUAUGAGAAGGAAGGCAAACUCAAGAAGGUGGUAGCAGAGGCCGGACCAGACGAGGUAUUCAAAGACGUUGAGGUCAUCUUUGACGAAAUGCUCAAAAAAGACACAUCCCAGUUAGUUGAUGCCAAAGUCAUAUUUGUAGUUGGCGGACCAGGAUCUGGAAAGGGGACACAAUGUGCCCGUAUCGUGGAGAAAUAUGGAUUCUGCCAUCUUUCAUCCGGAGAUUUACUUAGGGCGGAAGUCGCCUCGGGUUCAGAGCGAGGCAAACGGUUAAAUGAAAUAAUGGAAAAGGGAGAACUUGUUCCUUUGGAUGUUGUGUUAGAACUUAUCAGAGAAGCCAUGGUAUCUAAGCUGUCAGAAACUAAAUGUUUCCUAAUUGAUGGGUAUCCACGGGAAAUGGAACAGGGCACUAGAUUUGAAAACGAGGUAGCGUCAUGUUGUAACGUAUUAUAUUUCGAAGUAUCUGAUGAUACGAUGACAGCACGGUUACUGGACAGAGGGAAGACAAGUGGGCGGGUAGAUGAUAACGAAGAAACGAUUAAGAAACGCUUACAGACUUUCCACAAUCAGACACAGCCGGUCAUAGAUCAUUAUACAGCAAAUGAGAAAGUUGUCAAGGUACCCGCCGAAGGAACUGUUGAUGACGUGUUCACCCAAGUGCAAACAUUCAUGAAUAGCAAGUCAUGGUGAAGCCAUCAUUGUCUUCAAAAGAAAUGAUCACGUGACUUUCUGUAGUGGUCACGUGACCUGUAGUAGUUGUCAUGUGAUAGGAUCAGUUUCUAAAAAAUGCUUUCAUUUACCAUCUCUGUAUUAUGAUCUGCAGGAGCUGAAUUUAACUCUAAUAUCAGCUGAUGAUAAAGCUCAAAAAUUGUCGUUGUUUAUCAUACCAUAGCAUUACACUGUUGUGAAAUUUCUUUUUUUUUAAUUUCGUAUUUUGUUGUAAAUUUUACCCGUUACUAAAAAGUAUAACAUGUACCCUUUUUAUUCAGUUUCCUAUCCGGUGCACGCGAAAAAGCACGCCUCUGUGUUUACAAUGAAUACUUCUAAGGCUUCACAACCUAUGUCAAUAAAUUAAAUUCUACAAACGGAUAUUUAAAAAAUCCACAAGAACGGAUUCAAUCUACAAUCUAGCAUUGAAUCACCUUUGGGGUUAACUGGAAACGUUUUACUUCUCCAUUUAUUUUAUCGCUACAGUUUUCGCUUUGUGAAGAUGAAGAGUCAGUUUUUGACUAUAUAAAUUGUUUCAUUGUUUGCCAGAUAAGCAGACAACUUCGUAGAUCUAUUUCUGUACUAUAGAAAUAUGUAAAGAACAAUCGAUUAACUAGGUCCUAAAUUAGCAACAGAAAAACAUGUUUCUCUUUAUUUAGAUGACUUCAGCUUUAUGUGUGUUAUUACGUUUUUCUUCUCAAAGAAGUAAGUAGGUAUAGAAACAUUUCAGUAGACGGGACUGGGACAGUCUAACGCGUUCCCAUGAAGGCUGAAUAAUGUCACGUGUUUUUGUUACGCAAGAAUUUUAUAUGCGUUAUUUUUUUAGAUGUUAUUUAUGUUAUGAGAUUACAUUUUUGUUCAGUUUGUUAGUUUCUGUGGGCUUUUAGCAAUCUGUAUACAUCUUCUGUGAUAUCUUUCCCUACGGCGCUCCGAGACAUUUGUUUGUGGUGAAUGUUGGCAAGUCACCUACUACAACUUACUGAUGAAUUCUUGUAUUUUCAUUCCCGGAUAACUUUUCGGUAGUAGGCUUUAUGCUGAAAAGACACCAGAUUGUUCAUCGAACACGCUCCCCGACGUCAGAUAAUACAUAAGUGGCAGUGGCUUGUUGAUUUACAGCCUUAAAGCAUGCCUGACAAUGGCUGGUUGAGGGAUUGUGAUAACCUUUCACACCGUAUUAAGCUAUUUAGUAGCUAUUUAGUAUAAUGGAUGAUCUAACUACCCACUCCCUUUGAUUAAAAGAAGCUGUUUAAUUUUGGUGUGAUUUCAACAAAUUUCAUGAGUUGCUUGCUGGUUGCCUAUCUUCUUCUUCAUGUUAAACUUUAAUAAAGCACGAAACGUUUUAUGAGAACAUAAAGUUCGCUUCAGAUCUUGGUGACAAAACCUCUCUAUUAUUACAGAUAGAGAUAUUGCUAUUUUCAUUUUUAUUACUAUCAUUAUAUUAUGAAUAUUGUAAUUCGAUAAGACCUUUUUCCUCAUAACAAUGCCUCGAGUUUGUUUGCAUAUCUUUCUAUGAAAAAAAAAAAUUUACAGUGGUUUUCUUAAUUUUAGAUUUUAUCUCUAUCAUAACAAAGAGUUUUCACCCUGUAAAUUAAUGUAAACUUAAAAAGUGUAAAAAAAAAAGAUUUCUCCCUGUAUUUUGAUAUGGUACUUUGUCUUCAAAUUUUGUUGUAAAAAAUUAGUUAUGUUGUUUGAUAUUUGUUCAUUUAUUUAUUUCAAUUAUUUUGGUCAUCGACAUUAAACGCUUAAUUCUUAA